AUGUUGAGUGUGCAAUCGUCGGCUUUUCGAGAUGAUCAAGUGAUUAAGGAACGAUUCCGAGAAUUCAUUGAAACGAAGCUCAACGAUUGCCGCCGAAUCGGCUUGGAUUUUUGUACCGAUUUCUCGUUCCACUUCUACGACGGCGCUUUGGGGAAGACGCGCGUGAGAUUCGUGCAGGUGUCGACGGUGACGAAUAUCUUUCCGCUGAUCGUUUCAUCGAUUGUCGAACAUGGGAUCGCAAUUCAAAACCUCGAGGCGUCUUUUCGUCUGCAAAGGAAGGAAAUGAGAUGCUCGACGAGUUGCUAUGGAAAGUAUGCAUCAAAUGAAUCAAAAUCGAGUCGUAAACCGGGGAAUCGACUUGGAUUUUUGUACCGAUGCCUCGUUCCACUUCUACGACGGCGCUUUGGAGGAGAUGCGCGUGAGAUUCGUGCAGAUGUCGACAGUGACGAAUGUCUUUCCGCUGAUCGUUUCAUCGAUUGUCGAACAUGGGAUCGCAAGUCGAAACCUCGGGACGUCUUUUCGUGU
Mesorhabditis belari is the source of this 525-nucleotide messenger RNA. NCBI's taxonomy places the organism in Eukaryota, Metazoa, Nematoda, Chromadorea, Rhabditida, Rhabditidae. The record is from the annotation of a GenBank genome assembly.